Meira miltonrushii is the source of this 1320-nucleotide messenger RNA. RefSeq lists its product as uncharacterized. NCBI's taxonomy places the organism in Eukaryota, Fungi, Basidiomycota, Exobasidiomycetes, Exobasidiales, Brachybasidiaceae. The record is from RefSeq and is a predicted model, not a curated record. The transcript has a single exon. Bases 422 to 889 code for a protein of 155 amino acids.
AAUGCCGCUUUGCAUAAAUCAAAAGAUCAGUCAAAUUGACCGGUUCUCUUCCCGAUUCCGCUGUAGAAUGAUUUAGACGUACCUUGCGUGUACAUACACACACACAGAACGCUUUGGCUGUGUAGUGAAAAUAUCCUUCUUUGCGUGUGUGUACAGAUAGCCCUUCAAAACAUAACAUCGUCAUUGCGUCAAUCCUUUCCAUCCAUCCUUAUCACUACGCCCUCACCUCUUCUUUUGUUUUUUACAACCCUCUCUUCAAAUCGCGAGCAGGACUGUGCUUUGAAGACUUUUCUCCCUCACUCUUCGUUUUGACAACCACUUCAACCAAAACAACACUUCCCAACUCUCUCCAAUCGCAAAGAACUAGCAUCUCUUGCAACACAUUCUCUAACUCACAGAACUUAAAAAACAAAUAUUCACAAUGCGUCUAUCAACAAUCGCACUCACAUUAUUCGCCGUUGGCGUUUCAGCCUCAAUGGCAACCGAAGAUCUCUCACCACGUAGCAGCGCCGUUGCUUCUCGUGAUUUCGAACGCAAAAUUCAAGCAAGAGAUCCCAAGAAGCAUCAUCACAAACAACGCGGUGAUAUGUUAUUAACCGAUGCCAAAUUCACUUGGUACGGUGGCGGUCAACUUGACGCACCUGCUUGUGGUGGACCAACACCAAACCGUAACGAUCGCGUCGUUGCCGUUCCAACCUCUUCUCCAGCCAAAUGCGGUGACGAAGUUCAUUUGCAUCAUGGUGGAAAGAUGGUCAAAGCAAAAGUUGUCGAUUACUGCUCAGGAUGCUCAGAUCACCAAUUCGAUUUGACUCAAGGUACUUUUGAAGCUUUGGCAGCUUUGGAAGUCGGAGAACUCUCUGGCGCUCACGUUCGUAUCAUUCCCCAAUAAACUUGGAAAAUUGAUAUUACAGCACCAUAGACUUCCCUCUCCUUCUUCAAAACAUAGCGUCACCUACCUUGUUCUUUCCUUUUGGGUCCAACAAUUUGUCACCUAUCGCACCAGCACAACUUUCGCCUUCUUUUUUCCACAAGGACAAUCUCACUUGUUGACGAGAGCAUAACAAGAAUCAAAACGGGAUUCCCCUCUUUCUUUCUUGUAUUUGUCCUUCGUCCUUUUAUAUAUUCUUACCCUUCUAUCCCAUCAUCACCACCUCCAUCGUGAUUCUGGAAGAACGAUACCUCUUUUUUUUUCUUUCUCCAUAUGGAAAUCUUUCUAGCAGUUAUCCCUGCAUUCGAUCCUUCUACCUAUAUAGGCUACCCCUUUGUUUUUGAAUAUUUUUCUUGUUCGUUUAAUGCAAUUCAGGUAAUUGCACCUUUUUU